Cetraspora pellucida is the source of this 531-nucleotide messenger RNA. The record is from the annotation of a GenBank genome assembly. NCBI's taxonomy places the organism in Eukaryota, Fungi, Glomeromycota, Glomeromycetes, Diversisporales, Gigasporaceae.
AUGAAAUUGAUUUUAUUCGUUCUUAUUAUUAGCCUUUAUUUCCUAAAUACUGUUCAAGGUAAAGAAGCUUCAGCUUGCUUCACUGGAAAAGGAGAUAGAAAAAUCAAAGGAUAUGUUACUUUUACUGAACAACGUGGUAAAAAGGACGGGCUCCAUGUUCAAGUUAAAAUUACUCAAGGUUUUGCCCAAGGAAAAAAGUAUCCUUAUCAUGUUCACCUGUAUAAAAUAGUAAAUGGAGACUGUAAUUCUACGGGAACUCAUUUAGAUCCUUCUGGUGUUGGUAAGAAACCAAAUUAUCAUUGCAAUCCCAAAACACCUAACGAAUGUGAAGCUGGAGAUUUAAGCGGUAAACAUGGUGAUCUUGAAAUCGAUCAUAGUGGCAUGGCUAAAGCUUCGUAUUUUGACCGAUUCAUUUCUUUGAAAGGUCAUGCAAACGGGGUCGUUGGUCGCUCCGUUGUUAUUCACGCUGCUAAAGAUCGUACGACGAGAAUUGCUUGUGCUGACAUUGUUAUGGGAAAAUGUCACGUGUAA